GGUCUCGGGCUGUGAUGGGACUACAGAUCCGUCAGUAGCCACACUGCCUCCUCCUCUUCCAUCAUGGCUCCCUCGGCAGACAGGCAGGGAUACUGGGGGCGGCCCACCUCAACGCUCGACUGGUGCGAGGAAAAUUAUGUGGCCUCUUACUACAUCGCGGAAUUUUGGAACACUGUCAGCAACCUGAUUAUGAUUCUCCCUCCCAUUUAUGGGGCGUACCAGACGUUUCGAGAUGGCCUUGAGUUUCGCUACGUCUGCUCUUUCCUCGGACUGGCAGCUGUUGGUGUUGGUUCCUGGUGCUUCCACAUGACGCUGCUAUAUGAGAUGCAGUUACUGGAUGAGUUGCCGAUGAUUUACAGUACAUGCGUCUUUGUCUACUGUCUAUAUGAGUGUUUCAAACAACAGAACAGCCUCAAUUUAUUCCAAAUUGCAUUACUAUUACUCUUCAGUGUCUCAGUCACUGUGGUGUACUUACAAUGGAAGGAGCCAGUGUUUCACCAGGUCAUGUAUGGUGCUCUUGUAGCUUGCCUAGUGAUGCGAUCUAUCUUCAUUGUUACAUGGGUGUACCCAUGGCUCAGACCGCUGUGUUACACCUCUUUAGGAGUCUUUCUGUUAGGGUUCCUGCUGUGGAACAUUGACAAUAUCUUCUGUGACACAUUAAGAGCCAGUAGACAAACACUUCCCCCUGGUGUUGGGGUAGUAACACAGUUCCAUGCCUGGUGGCACAUCUUCACAGGCCUUGGAUCCUACCUGCACAUACUUCUCAGCCUGCAGAUCAGGUCAACCUACCUCAAGCACAGACCAAAUGUAAAGUUUCUUUGCGGAGUUUGGCCCACAUUGCACAUUGAACCACAGAAGACCAGUUGAAAUAAAGGGAUUGGGACCAACUGAAGGAUGGUGACUGCCAGAUUCAGACACCAUCAGCACAGGGACCUGCCAAUGCCCACUGCUGGGACCUCAGCCCACAGCACGGGGGUAGGUGGACCCUAAGGCACCACCACAGGGACCCUUUGGUUCUCCACUGUGGGGAUUUACUAAGAAUGGUAUAGCACUGAGUCCAAUUUAAAGAAAUGGAAGAUUUUUUUUUCAUCUGUCAUAAUUUAUUAGAAUAGCUUUUCUAUAAUCUUAUUGAAGUGUAAUAAUUUCAUCUGUGUGUAGUCCACUGCAGUGGUAAAUGUUAAAGGGGGUAUGGGUGUUGUCUUAAUUAGGGUUUGGGAAGAGGGAAACCAGUUUCAUUACUCAAAAUCCCCAUUAGCAUAUUUAUUGUAUCUUUGAUUCUGUGGAUAUCUGAAAUUCCUUAACUUAGAGCGAUUUAAGUAAAAGCCUCAACUAAAUGAUAACUAGUACUUUUGCUUAUGUGUAGUGUUACAAGUAGCUGAGGUAGCUCUACUCAUAACACAGCGUUAUCACAUCCCCGUUCAUAUCCCUUUUGUUUUUGGGUGUGCUCACUACAUAUGGGAUAGAAACUGCCAACUAGAACGUAAAAGUAAGACUGUGUUAUUGUAGCUCAGCUGUCCUCCUUCAUUUCCUUAGCCACUUGGCUUCAUUAUUACUUAAAAUGUUGCUAUUAGAACAUGCCAAGACUGGAAUUAUUCAUUUCUCUUUUCUUUCAGUGCCAAAGUUGCAAUGGUCAUUUAAUGUGUCAGACAUAUUAAUAUUUUACCUCGUUAAAAUCAAGCGAGAGAUGCAAUACUUAUAAUUCUGUUUCACAGCAUUACGCAGAAUUUUUAUUUAGUUUAGGACAGGGUUAAAAAUUUCCCCAGGAAUACAAAGCAAGUGGAACCCUUUUCGACAGCUCGGGUUUCUGUGGACAGAGACAUUCUUUUACAUUCUUCAAAGUGAAGCUGCACACAAAUUUAUGCUGUGAAGGACAAAAACCAUACAGCCACCCCUCGGGCCCACGGGAGGUGAGUGUUGGUUUGCAUCAGAAUCACAAAGAGCAUCCCUCAGGGUGUGUUUUGUUAAGAAACCCAUUUGUCCGGGUGUGACCAGCAUCUGGAGGGUCUGGCCAGGCACAAAUAAUGCAAACCUGCAGAAACAUCACUGGAAAUGAUCAUGUGGUGGCAAAGCCAGCGUACAGAGACAUACCUGUUUCAGAGAAAGAUUUCAUAUGUGUAACUAUUGGCAUUCAGUCAAAGGAGCCAGUGAAUGAAUGGGACAUGUCAGAGUCAUUGCAUCCUCAUAGGUAAUGGAACUUUUUUCCUAUUAUAAAGAGGAGAUGUCCCUUUAUAUGAAGAUACUAAAUGCUGAAGGCAUACUAUGCAGGAAUUGUAGCUUACUGUUCAGACUGGUCUCCAAUCAAAAACAGCCCCAUAGAUCGUUUGUACAGCCAGCAAAAAAAGGAUCCAUUUUUACAUUUGACACUGUCCUCUAGCGACCGUAAUAUUAUGGCGAGGCGUAGUAUAGAACAUGGAAGUUCUGACUUUCACCCAGGAGAACAGGGUUUGUGUCCCAUUUGAAAACAAAAGUAAACAAUGUGGUUUAAACAUCAUGGCAUAUCCGUGCCUCAUGUCUUUUGUAUCGUCUUUUUUGCCCUAAACCUAGAUCAGUGGCUGUGUAGCCUAAAUUCAACAAAACUGCAACUUUCUUUUUAUAACCGCUGACCUUAAUUUUAGAACACUCUAGAAACACUCGUAUGGGUCAUUUUCACAAACGCUCAUAUUGGUCGUCAACAAAGCCUUUAUUUCAUUUGUUCUCCUUGUGCAUGCUCCCAACUUGCCUCUGCGCAAAGCAAUGCACAAUUCCAACACGUCUCCAGCCUCAAUUGCGGUCUCAGGUGUGUCAGACAUCGUCUCAAGUUACCACACUGGUUCCUUUAAUUUCAGUUUAAUUCUAACCUUAAACAUCCUUCCAAUAUCCCCGUUUUAUUGCAAUCCACAUCCAAGUCGAUCAGCUGAUUUAACUCACGGCCCGCCGGCUGCUUUCUUCAUCUGUCGGCAAGUGAUCAGCUGGAUCCGCCAACUCCCCGAUUUCCUUCGAGUCGUCAGUGAAAUUGAUCAACUUGUUGCGGCCACUCUUGCUUUCAAAAAAAGUUAAAAAACAUCAGAGUAGUCUGUGUCGAGGACUCACUAGAUAAUAAGCACUCACAGAGUUUCAGUUUCAACCAAAGGUGGUGGGAUUUACUUACAAAAACAGAAAUAUUAUCCGGGUUGACUUGCAACAAUAAGCAAAAUAAAAAAUGUAAUUUAGUGGUUGAUAAAUUGUUUCACUCCUCGCUCCCUUUUCUGUUUCAACAAAAAACAGACUCAAAGUAACCAGCUGUUCUCACUCCCAGGAGGAGGGACCUGAGCAGCAAAAAACAAUUAUAAUCAAUAAUAAAAGUCAACCUACAAUAGUCAUCAGCAUUCCCAAAAUACAAAGAAUCAAUAGGCUCCAACAGGUGGUAUUGACAAACGACAUAUUCUGUCGUUUAGCACUAAAACUUGUCCCCUCCUUCCUGGUUCACAAAAGUGACAGCAAACCCCAAGUUUUGGUGUUGCUAAGAAACAUUCUGAAAGUAGCAGAAUUAAAUGAAUAUACAGGAACACACACUUCUAGCAAGUACUUCAUUGUGUAGUCUCUAUAGCCUUCUACAUUGUUGUUUUUUGGGGGGUAAAUCCUGCAUAGUAUGCCUUUAAACAUAUCCUUUUAUUCCCACCCUUAUUUAUUAGUCCUUUUUGUUUCAUUUAUUUACACCAUUGCAUCAAGGUGAAGAGUCCAAUGGCACAUAUGCACCCUGUUGGGGAAUACCUUAGUCAGACAGUGUAUGAUACAACCACUAGGUGGCAUAACUUCCCAGCUUAUUUCAGACAUUGCCAAAAAUGCCAUUGUGCAUGAAGGAACUACUGUCUACCCAGUGUAGAACUUGACUUUGUUUUCAUGUACCAGAUCUGCGGUGAAAUGAAGGGCUUUUUUAUUUACAAUGUUUGUUUUGCUGCUGUGAAGUUGUGGAUAUGUAAUGGAAACAAUAGAACCUGGAGCUUGAAGUAACUGUUGGAAGAUGCACAACAUAAUUGUUGGAUGGAGAUAUAUUUGUGUGGCCUCAUAAAGUGCUGUGUGCUGGAUUAUCUCCUGAUACAUUCAUAUGUCAUUAUGCAUACAUGCUAUGUCACUAACAUCAUCAUAUGCUUGGGUAUAACAAUUGCGUGAGUUACAAACAUCCAUAAGCACAAUGUAUGAAAGUAUUAUCACUGUUCAAAAUGUCUCUGUGGAAUCUUCAAUGUAUGUUAUUAUCUCAAAAUCACUGCUCAUCAGCAGAGGUGAGCAUUCGUCAAAGAGGGUGCCUUAUUGUUAUCCUUGCAGUCCAAGUAAUCCAAGUUGCCUUGAUGUUCGUGAUAAACAAAUCCAUUAAACUGUCCCUUGUGUUUUGCAGUGUGCCCUUCCCCUGGUCCUGAGCCGUUAAAGUAUCAGGACAAACGAACCUGGUCUCACAGGAAUCCGUGAAAUAACCACGGAUUCGCUUAACUCAAAAUCCGUGGAAUAGCCACGGAAUCACUCAAAUUUCCGUGAAACUGACACGGAUUUGGCUAUAAUGCAAGUUAAUGACAGUCAUAUCCCGUGGCUAUUCCAUGGAAAUUUUUUCCUAUUGGUUUGUUCCAAGUCACGUGACUUUCAAGGUCCCGGCGGUCAGAAUAAAAAACAUGGCGGACAGUUCUCUCAUUUUUAGUGAAAAAAAUCAAUAUUUUGACUUAGUUUGUGCAUAAAAAUGGAUUUUGAUCACAUUUCUAGCGAGAAAUAUAUGUUUUAUUUUCUAAAUAUUCACUCAGUGAAUGUACAUAAUCACUUUGUAUGUUGGAAUAGCCACGGGUUUUGAGUUAAGCAAAUCCGUGGCUAUUUCACGGAUUCCUGUGAGACCAUGUUGGGACAAACAAUAUCUGCUUCAAAUGCAAAGUCUGUGCCUGAUUCUUUGGCCUUCCAUUCAUUUCAUGUGUCAAACAUCUUACUUACAGGUUGUUCCAAUGACUUAAACUGUAGCUGUAAGUAAAAAAAAAAAAGUAUGUUUUGAGGCCAGACGAGCAAACUCUGCUGUCAUUUUUUGUUGAACUUUGGUCACGUGCCAGUCUUUAAUGAUGUCUUGUAUUGUCAAAUAAAAGAAAAUGUGUCAAUUUUGCCUACAGAAAAA
Messenger RNA from Centropristis striata (black sea bass), 5101 nucleotides. It is a transcript of the gene acer3, whose product is annotated as alkaline ceramidase 3. Bases 64 to 867 code for a protein of 267 amino acids. The record is from RefSeq and is a predicted model, not a curated record. Gene Ontology annotation, biological process: phytosphingosine biosynthetic process; ceramide metabolic process. Gene Ontology annotation, cellular component: endoplasmic reticulum membrane. Lineage: Eukaryota; Metazoa; Chordata; Actinopteri; Perciformes; Serranidae. The transcript has 11 exons.